Molecule: messenger RNA, 711 nt
Organism: Benincasa hispida (wax gourd)
Lineage: Eukaryota; Viridiplantae; Streptophyta; Magnoliopsida; Cucurbitales; Cucurbitaceae
Gene: HIT3
Product: HIS triad family protein 3
Molecular function (GO): catalytic activity
Source: RefSeq, a predicted model, not a curated record
ACACGGAAUUCGAGGAAGAAGAUCAAAAGAAUUAGGGCUGUGAUGAUCAAUGAAGAUAUAAAACCCAGGACUCGACUCUCAGUUCUGAGCUCCCACAUUUCCCACUCUCUUUCAAUUUCCAUGGCAUCCUCCGAGCAGGAAGCGGCUCUUGCAGCCGUUCCUUCCGAUUCCCCCACCAUAUUUGACAAAAUCAUUAAUAAGGAAAUUCCAUCUAAGGUGGUCUUUGAGGAUGACAAGGUCCUUGCUUUUAGGGACAUAGCACCACAAGCUCCUACACAUAUUCUAAUCAUUCCAAAAGUUAAGGAUGGGUUAUCUGGAUUAUCUAAGGCUGAGGAGAGGCACACGGAGAUUCUCGGCCACCUUCUUUACACUGCCAAGCUCAUUGCCAAACAAGAAGGGUUAGACGAUGGCUUUAGGGUCGUAAUUAACGAUGGACCAAGUGGAUGUCAAUCGGUUUAUCAUCUUCAUGUUCACCUUUUGGGGGGACGACAAAUGAAUUGGCCCCCAGGUUAAGAUAGAGACUUUUAUUAACGUCGAAAUAUAUAACUAAUAAGCCUAUGUUAUCAUUUACCUAUUUGAAAACUUUAUGAACUGUUACACAUGCCUUGCGGUGUCUAACAUCCUAUUGAAUAUGGUAAUUGAUAUAAGUUUGGUGACUAUUGUUGUUUUUCUUGAAUAUCUAAUUGAAAAUGGAUGGCUAUGUUUCCUCUA